This is a messenger RNA of Mesocestoides corti, 273 nucleotides long. The record is from the annotation of a GenBank genome assembly. Lineage: Eukaryota; Metazoa; Platyhelminthes; Cestoda; Cyclophyllidea; Mesocestoididae.
AUGUCCAACAAGUGCGGUUCCUGUGAAAAGCCCGUCUACGCCGCUGAGGAGCGGCGUUUUGGAGACGUUGCCUACCACAAGCAAUGCUUCAAAUGCUCGAUGUGCAACAAACCGGUGGACAGCACAACUGGCGCUCAGCAUGAACGCACCCUCUACUGCAAGACCUGCCACGGCCGAGAAUUCGGACCGAAGGGCUACGGCUUCGGACAGGGCGCAGGGGUCUUGAACACCGAAAAGGCCAAGGGGCCUGGCUCGGACGGUGCUGCUGCGUGA